Molecule: messenger RNA, 1335 nt
Organism: Lachancea nothofagi CBS 11611
Lineage: Eukaryota; Fungi; Ascomycota; Saccharomycetes; Saccharomycetales; Saccharomycetaceae
Source: the annotation of a GenBank genome assembly
AUGGCGGAACCUCAGAGUGUUAUAACUCAGGUAUCUGCCGACCAGGGUUUGCCUCCUGUGAUGCAGGAUCAAGGCCAGGAGUUUCUGGAUGAUGAUUCUUUGAUUCAUUUAAACAUCCAGGAAAACCAUUACUACAUUACAAGAGACCAGCUAAUGUCGCUACCGGAAUCCUUGCUGCUGUGUUUGUUCCCGUCUGGUGUCUUUAUGGACCGAACCGGCCAAGUUAUCACGAAUCUGACGUCGCAGGACGAAGUCUACGUUGGAAACUUCCCGCCAGACUGCUUCGAGUACAUUAUGGAAAGCUAUGUGCGGGCACAAGAAGAUCUAAUCAACUUUCCGGUGGACGAGAUUUUCAAUCGCGCCCAAUCCUCUCGUGAGCCAUCCCGGUUUUUCGGGUUCGCAUCACCCUCGGCCAUGGCCCCCUCAUCCUCUAACUCAGAAGCUGAGAUCCUACACGAGAAGCCCAGCAUAAUAGUUCUACGAGAAGAUUUGGAUUACUAUUGCGUUCCAUUUCAAUCCUUGGCUUUCCCUGAGGGUGCUUCAGAGGAACUGAAAUCAGAAUUGACCGAUAAUUUCAUCGCUCAAGUCAAGUUGGCUGCUGGCAGCUACUUGUCGGCACAGACUAGCGUUUUUGAGGGACUCUUUAGUUCUAACAGGCUAAAAAGACCUCAAAAGACUGCAUCCGGAGAAACUGUUAGCAAGCUGGGUCCCGCGGAGCAGCACUUAAUGGAUAUGCUGUGCACUUCGGGGUUUCACGACUCUUCUGUAUGGGGCAAUCGUGCCCAGGAGCCUGGCAAGACCGUUAUUAGCUCGCUCUCAUUAUGUCGUUUGUUGAAUGAAACCACACAGGAGUUUCGUGACAAAGCCGACUCUGCAAGGCGGUCGUAUGAAGAGAAGGUCGAAUCUUCUCGUGCUCUAUCUGAGUCUCCGUCCUUGACGCCCUUAAUGUCGCGAACUUCUCAAGGCUCCACAGCUGCUGAAGUGAAACGCAAGUCUAGACUUUCGUCGCUUGCGGAUAAUGUUCGCUCUCGUUCUGCAUCUAGAAAUCGAUCGUCAUCGAGACAGAAUCGUGAUCACACUCCAACACUUUAUGACCUGGUACCUAAACCAGACAUCAAUUCCAAACUUUUGUUGUUCUGGAAGAAGCCAGCACGUAAGUGCUGGUGGGGAGAAGAAGACUUGAAGCUCACUCUGAAACUUUAUGGUGAAAUUGAUUCUGAAACCGGAAAACUUUUGCUGCUGCCACAAGGGCCCAUUGUGACCCUAGAAGUCUCGGUCAAAUUACACAUAAGAAGAGUUUGGACUUUGGAAUUGAGCGUCGUGGGCGUUGAAUGA